Striga hermonthica is the source of this 345-nucleotide messenger RNA. The record is from the annotation of a GenBank genome assembly. NCBI's taxonomy places the organism in Eukaryota, Viridiplantae, Streptophyta, Magnoliopsida, Lamiales, Orobanchaceae.
AUGGCCAACCCUAGAAAGCUUCUUCACUCUUUCUAUAUACUUCUCAUGAUUUUCAGCAUCCCUUCGGAGUCGACAUAUGCUCGACCGUUGAUCAGGAAUCUAAGAACACUUGAUUUCAUCAAAUUAGCCAAAAUGUUACCUCAAGAAAAGAAUAAUGCGAAUCGGAGGGGUGAAAGUUCCACGAUCACGCAAGCUCGUAAUGAUCCAACGGUGGUAAAUGUCGACGCUAGUCGCAGAAUUUAUAAGCUUGGACCGGCAUUGGGGCCAUCUCUCAUGAACAUGUUGCCUAAAGGAAAUAUUCAUGUGUCCGGCCCGAGCAAGAGAAUCAACGACAUCAACAAUUAG